Metarhizium acridum CQMa 102 is the source of this 456-nucleotide messenger RNA. RefSeq lists its product as uncharacterized. Lineage: Eukaryota; Fungi; Ascomycota; Sordariomycetes; Hypocreales; Clavicipitaceae. The record is from RefSeq and is a predicted model, not a curated record.
AUGCGGCCUACCAUUAUUACGAUUGCUAUUACCUUCGUGCCGGCUGUUCUUAGUGGCGGCAAAUGCAUACGUCAAGGAUCGGAGUGCGAAUGGACUGAUUGCUUGGCAAAAUCUCCUUCUUCAAAUGAUUUUAGCAUUACAGACGCGACAACAGAGUCCAAGUCCAAGUCUCAACUUUGCAACCCCGAAGAUCGCGAAGAUCCCACAUUCCCUGGCUGGAACUGCUGCGAAAAUUAUGGCGCCGGAUGCUGGAUUGGACACAAGACGCUAUGGUGCAAGCCCAAGCCGGACACCCCUCUCGCUGAACCCAUUAUCGGACAUACCUGGGGUUACAACUACGAUGACAACGCACGGGAGUGUAACAGAGUUGGCGGGAAAGUGAUCUCUUACACAGGCUAUGAUGAAGUAUUGGGGCCUACGGUUCGUGUAAAGGGCUAUAAGUGCGUGCGGGCGUGA